Molecule: messenger RNA, 441 nt
Organism: Kluyveromyces lactis
Lineage: Eukaryota; Fungi; Ascomycota; Saccharomycetes; Saccharomycetales; Saccharomycetaceae
Exons: 1
Coding region: 1-441 (146 amino acids)
Source: RefSeq, a predicted model, not a curated record
AUGUACAUUAGCUUGGUUUAUUUGGAAGUUUUAUUGUCCUUUUCGCUACUUUCUCCGGCUGCAGCCGCUCCGCUGCCUGAUGCAAACUCCACCGCUGUCAACUCACUUGAAUUCGAUAUGGUUUCCAAUUCCACUUCAGUUUGUUUCAAUUCCACUAACUAUGCCAUUGAUGUUUCUGAGCUCCCUCUUCCAGAAUGGUUAGAUGACUGGGAUUCUUUAUUACUUGCUAUGCCGUGCGGUGAUGAAAUUUUCGUUUCUGUUCCAAAAGAUCUGGACAGCAACACUACAGCAAAGAUACUGGCUUAUUCUUUAGCUUCUGGUAUUGCAGUGGAUAAUUGGAAUAGUGAACUGCAGAAGAGAGAAAACAUUCAGGCAGAUCUUGAUGCCUUCUGGGAAACAGGCACUGUUGAGCUAGACUCGCUAUCAAUUGUACAAAAUUGA